AUGUCUACUCCCAACAUCUCCAUCAACUAUGACAUGUUUGUGUUGACUGGCAUCCCUGGCCUGAAAGAGAUGCAUGUGUGGAUCUCCAUCCCCUUCUGCCUGAUGUACCUGGUUGCUGUAUCAGGAAAUUUCAUUCUCAUCUUUGUGGUGGCUAUUGAGCACAGUUUCCAUGAACCCAUGUACCUCUUCCUGUCCAUGCUAGCAUUUUGGGACCUGAUCUUGUCCACUUCUACUGUGCCCAAGGCCCUGGCCAUCUUCUGGUUGGAAGACACAGACAUCUCCUUUGGGGGCUGUGUCACUCAGCUCUUCUUCAUGCACUUUGCCUUUGUGGUGGAAUCAGGGAUCCUCUUGGCCAUGGCCUUUGACCGCUACGUGGCCAUCUGCUAUCCACUGCAGUACACCACCAUCCUCAACCACAGUGCCAUUGGCAAAAUUGGGGGAAUUGUAGUGUUCAGAAGCUUUGCUACUAUUUUCCCCAUUGUCUUCCUGCUGAAACGCCUGCCUUUCUGCCGAACCAACAUCAUUUCCCACACAUUCUGUGAGCACAUGGGCCUGGCCAAGCUGGCCUGUGCAGAUAUCACCAUCAAUAUCUGGUAUGGAAUCUCUGUACCCUUGCUCAGUGUCAUGCUUGACAUGGUGGUCAUUGUCAUUUCCUAUAUUCUCAUCCUCCAGGCAGUCUUCAGGUUACCUUCUCGAGAUGCCCGACUCAAGACCCUUAGCACCUGUGGCUCCCAUGUCUGUGUCAUCCUCAUGUUCUAUCUGCCAGGUAUUUUCACUGUCAUCGCUGAGCGCUUUGGCCGGAAAAUCCCAAGGCAUGUCCAUAUCCUGCUGGCCAAUCUCUAUGUGCUUGUGCCCCCCAUGAUGAAUCCAGUUAUUUAUGGGGUGAAAACCAAGCAGAUCAGGGAGCGAGUGAGCCUCUUGUUUUCACCAAAGGGGAAAUGCUGUUGA
Gracilinanus agilis (Agile Gracile Mouse Opossum) is the source of this 948-nucleotide messenger RNA. Its product is annotated as olfactory receptor 52B2-like. The record is from RefSeq and is a predicted model, not a curated record. Bases 1 to 948 code for a protein of 315 amino acids. The transcript has a single exon. Lineage: Eukaryota; Metazoa; Chordata; Mammalia; Didelphimorphia; Didelphidae. Gene Ontology annotation, cellular component: membrane. Gene Ontology annotation, molecular function: olfactory receptor activity; G protein-coupled receptor activity. Gene Ontology annotation, biological process: G protein-coupled receptor signaling pathway.